CAACAACACAAACAAUCAAUUCUUAUUCUUCAUCACCUUUGUCUUCUUCUUCCUCAUGGCUGUCUCUCACCGUCUCUUCAAGCUCUUCUCGCCGUUGACGGCCCAAAAGAAUACUCUUUCUUCAUUAUUAAUUAGGUCUCUGUCUUCUUCUUCUCCGCAUGGUCCAUCGCUGGACCCUGAGAUCGAUCUCAAGGAAGCUGCGGCAGAGCUGGAAAAGUCUACCUCUCUUUCGCCCUCUCCGUCUCCUUCCAAAGGUAGAAACUUUCAUUGGGUGUUUCUCGGAUGUCCCGGUGUUGGUAAAGGCACAUACGCAUCUCGUCUCUCGACCCUUCUCGGCGUUCCUCAUAUCGCUACUGGUGAUCUUGUACGCGAAGAGCUUUCCUCUUCUGGUCUCCUCGCCUCUCAGCUAAAGGAGCUUGUUAACCAUGGAAAGUUGGUUCCUGAUGAAUUCAUUAUAAGUCUGUUAUCAAAGCGUCUUGAAGCUGGGAAAGAGAAGGGUGAAUCUGGUUACAUUCUUGAUGGUUUUCCAAGAACCGUGACUCAAGCGGAAAUACUGGAGGGAGUAACUAAUAUUGAUCUGGUGAUCAACUUGAAGUUAAGAGAAGAAGCGUUACUGGCUAAGUGUCUAGGGAGAAGGAUUUGUAGCGAGUGUGGCGCAAACUAUAACGUUGCAUGUAUUGAUAUUAAAGGUGGCGAUGAUGAGGAUGCUAGUCCUAGAAUGUAUAUGCCUCCGCUUCUUCCUCCACCUAACUGUGAGUCAAAGCUUAUAACAAGAGCUGAUGAUACUGAAGAAGUUGUCAAGGAAAGACUCCGUGUUUACCACAAAAUGACUCAACCAGUGGAGGAGUUCUACAGGAAGCGUGGGAAGCUGCUUGAGUUUGAAUUACCAGGUGGAAUCCCACAGUCAUGGCCAAAACUACUUAGAGCGUUACACCUUGAAGAUGAUAAACAGUCUGCAAUAGCCUAGUCUCUAUGUCCCUAUAUUCUUUUGCUCGAGCGAUCCUCCUCGUGCAUAUGCUUAAGAUAGUUAAUAAAAGAGAUACUUGUCUCUAUUAUUGUUACAUCACAAGUGAUGACUACAUUAUAUAGUAAAAUUUUUGUGUGGAUUCUAAGUCCACCAUAGAUAGUUGACAAUGGUUUUCUUUUUAUCUGAAACCAAUGCUUAUCUUUUGCAAUGUUCAUUGAGAAGCAUGAGUUCGGUUCUUGUACAAAAAAAUGUAUUCAAAGUGUUUGGGUGCAACUUGCAAGUGCUUGCACUCUCUUCUUUCAUUAACAAAUCAAUCAAACACGGAUCCAAAAAACAAAACCAUACAUGUCGAUGUGGACUAACGUAUAUGAGCUUUAACCUUGUCGACUCAUCAACAACGCCAUUUAAAUCUUUUGCUUGAUCAUCUCUGUGCAUGUUUAGUCCCAACGGUUGAACCUGAAGCAGCUUCAGAGUUAC
Messenger RNA from Eruca vesicaria subsp. sativa (arugula), 1444 nucleotides. Lineage: Eukaryota; Viridiplantae; Streptophyta; Magnoliopsida; Brassicales; Brassicaceae. The record is from the annotation of a GenBank genome assembly.